This is a messenger RNA of Mangifera indica (mango), 2248 nucleotides long. RefSeq names its product alsin homolog. The coding region runs from base 353 to 1846 and encodes 497 amino acids. The record is from RefSeq and is a predicted model, not a curated record. The transcript is spliced from 3 exons. NCBI's taxonomy places the organism in Eukaryota, Viridiplantae, Streptophyta, Magnoliopsida, Sapindales, Anacardiaceae.
GUGAUUGAUGUCUCCCUGUUCAAUUUCUUUUUCUUUGGAAAAUUUAUGAAUUUGUCACACCAUAACCAUUUUGAUAAAAGAAAAUGACAAGAAAAGUAAAUAAAAAGAGAAGGCAAGGGUAUAUUAGGAAGAAAACCCCAGUUUAGAGUUGAGAGAAGAAGUUAGCCCUGUGGUUUGAAAUUAGUAAUUGUUGAUUACCAUAAACUCGACGCAGAGACCGCUCUAAAGUCUAAAGCCCAUCUAUUUAUAUACAAAAAUUCAGAUUUGUGUUUCUUCAAAGUAGAGAAAAUCUGAUUGAUUGAUCCAUCGAAAGCUAAAGCGAGAGAGAGAUUUAAGUUUGUUUGGUUAUGUAAUGCAUCAGAAGAAAUCAGAAGUACAGAUCGGAAAAGAAAGCAGUGGCGUCUCUUCCGAUUUUAACCCUACUCCACCGCUAUUUGUUUUCCCUUCAAAUAUUCAUCAAAAACAUCAAUCUGCGUCUGAAACAACGGCCUCUACUAUUCAAGGGAUUCGCCAAAUUUUGAUUCAAAAGGACCCUAUUACCCCUUCUUCUCCUUCUCCUUCUCCUUACAAACGUCCUCAACAUUCUUCGUCAAUUUCUAAAACCUCUACUUUGUAUCAGUUGAGGCCUCCUCAAUUCAAUUCUCACCGACAAAACCCAGCUUUUAUUUCCCUCCCAGUUGCUGCCAAAUCAGCUGUUUUUCGUCUCCUUCGCCGUUUUAAACACCUUCGCCGUCUUAGAGUUCAUCUUCGUUUAAUCCUUUUAUUAAGUCUUCCAUUUUUUUAUUUCUUGGUUUCACAUCCUAGUCAUUCUUUUUUUCUGGAUUUUCUAUCUGCUUUCGCCUUCUCAGCAGCUUUGUUGUUCUCUCUAAACCUCGCACGCCCUCGAUUGCCUUCAAUUCGCUUGUUCUUAGCGCGUUCUUUCCCUAUCAAGCUCGCCUCAUCUCCUACAGUUACUAAACCCCCUUUACCUGUGUUUUGGUCAAUUGGGUCGCGCCCCAAAUUGGACAAAAGGGUAAAUUCUGGGUGCUGGGUGCAGGUUUAUAGCAACGGGGACGUUUAUGAAGGUGAGUAUCACAAAGGGAAAUGUUCAGGGAGUGGAGUGUAUUAUUAUUACUUGAGUGGGAGAUAUGAGGGGGACUGGGUUGACGGAAAGUAUGAUGGGUAUGGAGUUGAGACUUGGACCAGAGGCAGCCGUUUUAGAGGGCAAUAUAUGCAGGGACUUAGGCAUGGGUUCGGUGUGUACAGAUUUUAUACUGGAGAUGUUUAUGGAGGGGAGUGGUCUAAUGGCCAAAGUCAUGGUUGUGGAGUUCAUACUUGUGAGGAUGGAAGUCGAUAUGUUGGGGAAUUUAAGUGGGGUGUCAAGCAUGGCCUUGGCCAUUACCAUUUCAGAAAUGGGGACACAUAUGCUGGGGAAUAUUUUGCCGACAAGAUGCAUGGAUUUGGUGUCUAUCGUUUUGCCAAUGGGCAUCAGUACGAAGGAGCAUGGCAUGAGGGUAGAAGACAAGGGCUUGGAAUGUACACAUUUAGAAAUGGGGAAACCCAAUCUGGUCACUGGCAAAAUGGAAUUCUGGAUGUUCCAAGUACACAGAACACCACUCAUCCUGUAUGUCCUGUUGGUGUUUAUCAUUCCAAAGUACUUAAUGCAGUGCAGAUAUCGUUUUACGAUCAGGAAGCACGGCGAGCAGCAGAAAGAGCUUAUGAUGUGGCCAAGGUAGAUCAGAGGGUUAAUAGGGCAGUAGCAGCUGCUAACAGGUCAGCAAAUGCAGCUAGAGUGGCAGCAGUUAAGGCUGUCCAGAAACAAAUGCAUCAUAAUAACAAUGACUGUGUCCCCAUUCCAGUUGUGUGAGACUCUCAUGAACGGCAUCAUUAUUAAUAGAAUUAGGUAAGAUGUUAGCAAUAGGACACAUCUUCUCUGCAGAGUCUAUCUUUAUUUAAAUGGCUGUAAAUGGAAGGUUCUUCCAUAUACUGUCACUUGUAAAGGAUAGAGAUAAUCCAUGAGGAUCAUAUUUUGGUCAGUCCUUUUUAAAACAUGUAUACACAGUUGAGUCCCUUCAAGAAUAGGGAGUGGAGAGAGAGCAGAUGUAAUGGUUACUAUGGAUAGUGCAUAUUUGUUUUUGUAUCUUUGUUACAUUUUUGUAAAGUUAGAUGUAAUGUAAAUGCUGGAGCAACCUCGACCCAGCUUUUGUUAAAUGUGAAGUCAACUGCUGAUUCUGGUUCGUUACAAUCGAAUAUAGUCAUGUUUAUAUGA